Messenger RNA from Notodromas monacha, 8316 nucleotides. The record is from the annotation of a GenBank genome assembly. NCBI's taxonomy places the organism in Eukaryota, Metazoa, Arthropoda, Ostracoda, Podocopida, Cyprididae.
UAUUUGUUUCGUCCCUCAGAUCAACAUACAUAGCUGUAUUACUCAUUAAAAUUUUGUUGCGCUGUUCGAUGCUGUGAAUGGAUUUCUAGAGUGUCAUCAUGUUCUUGGCAAAAGCAUUAGAGCGUAUCGUUGAAGAUAGAGAAAUUAAGCGGCCGCAGCAUGCUGAGCUGAAAGACGCAUGUGAGAGCGUUUUGAAUGACAUCAAAGUGGACUUGAAGGGCAGUGAGCAUGUGUCAGGUGCUCCGUCCGCUUUGCCCUUGCCGAAGUCCACUGCAGGGAGCAUGAAUGCCGAGAAGUACAUACUGCCUUUCGAAUUGGCUUUGCAGUCGAAAUCGCCCAAGUUCAUUGUUACGGCUUUGGAUGGGUUACAGGCGCUCCUUACUGUGAUCACGUCGAACACAUUGGAGGUGCACGAAGCAACCCUAGUUCAGGCUGUACGGACGUGCUACAACAUAUGCCUGGGAAGUCGGAAUCUAGUGAACCAGACCACAGCGAAGGCAACUUUAACGCAAAUGAUGAACGUCAUCUUCAGUAGGAUGGAACAAGCGAAAAAAGAGCCCAUUUUAACUAAUGAACUUGCGGUCACGAAUUGUCUGACGUCAUCUGUUUCUGAAAGUUCUCUCACGAGCAAGUCAUCCCAAUGUGUCGAACCUCAAUUGAACGACAUGAAUGAUGAUCAGAAAGAAAAGGAUAUUGAAUCGUGCAGCGAAGCAAACGAUCAAGGAGAUGGGUCCCAUUCUUCCCCUGUCGAGGAAUCUCCGAAUCCAAUUGCGGAAAGUGAGGAAGGAGGUGAAAGAACAGUCAUGAGUCCCGAAGAUUUUGAUUCAAUUGUUGUGAACAUCAUCGAAGGUCUCAUAAAGGAUGUUGUCCAAGACAGUGAAGAAAAAAAACGUGCUCAUGCAUCGGCAGCUCAGGUGAAUCCGUCAGUGCCACAACGAGUUUCAUCCCAAGAAAGCUUAGAUAUUCAAGAUUCUUUACACGAUGUUAUGACCGCCAGAUUCACCCAUGUAGCGCAAAAGGACGCUUUUCUAGUGUUCAGAGCUUUAUGCAAAUUAUCGAUGAAACCUUUGCGUGAAGUGGAUCCGAGAUCCCAUGAGCAUCGAAACAAAGUAUUAUCACUUCAGUUGCUGCUCGUCAUUCUUCAGAAUGCUGGACCUGUCUUCCAGACGAACGAAAUGUUCACCACGGCGAUUCGGCAGUAUCUCUGUGUUGCAUUAUCAAGAAAUGGAGUUUCCCCUGUUACCGAAGUCUUCGAGCUGUCGUUAGCCAUAUUUCUGGUUCUCAUUCACAAGUUCAAAGUUCAUUUGAAGGCACAGAUCGAAGUCUUUUUUCGUGAUAUUCUAUUGAAUGUCCUGGAGUCGUCGACCAGUACGUUCGAGCAUAAAUGGAUGGUGAUACAGGCCUUGACGCGGAUUUGCUCCGACUCUCAGUGCAUGGUGGACAUCUACGUGAACUAUGAUUGUGAUUUGAGUUCUGCGAAUAUUUUUGAGCGACUAGUCAAUGACUUGUGCAAGAUUGCGCAAGGAAGGACGGCUUUGGAACUCGGCGCGACUCCGUCCCAAGAGCAAACGAUCCGUGUGAAAGGUUUGCAAUGUCUUGUUUCCCUUCUCCGGGGAAUGGUGGAAUGGUGCAAAGAUCAAUAUGCAGCACCGCAGAUGCAAUCAAGUUUCGCUGGUGACUUGCAAGGAAAUUCUGCAGUGAAAGAAAAUGGCGUUGAUAAAAUUGACAGUCAAACGGGGCCUUCAUCACUCAUCACUCCACUUUCGUCCAAUUACGGUUACUUGCCGAGUUCGGGAAUGAACCCAAGUCCACCCGUGCAGCAUUCGAAGUCAAGUGCAUUAGAUCCGCAGCGUGUCGAAGUUUUGAAGCAACAAAAGGCUGUUUGGGAAGAAGGAAUUGAUUUGUUUAACCGAAAGCCCAAGAAAGGAAUCGCAUUCUUGCAGGAGAAAGAACUAGUGGGGAAAACCCCGGACGCUGUGGCAAGUUUUUUUCAUAAUGACGAUAGGUUGAAUAAAACGCUCAUCGGAGAUUUUUUGGGAGAAGGCGACGACUUUAAUAAAGAGGUUAUGUAUUCGUACAUCGAUCAAAUGGAUUUUACCGACAAGGAAUUUGUGGUCGCCCUUCGUCAAUUUUUGGAAGGAUUUCGUCUUCCCGGCGAAGCUCAGAAAAUCGAUCGAUUGAUGGAGAAAUUUGCGUCACGUUACUGUGACUGCAAUGCAAACCAGGGGUUGUUUGCAAGUGCUGACACAGCGUAUGUGUUGGCGUAUUCAAUCAUUAUGUUGACGACGGAUCUGCAUUCACCUCGCGUGAAGAACAAAAUGACGAAGGAGCAAUACAUCAAGAUGAAUCGUGGGAUCAACGACAGCAAAGAUUUACCGGAGGAAUACCUGUCGAAAAUUUAUGACGAAAUUUUUACCAAUGAGAUCAAGAUGAAAUCCUCUGGUCGACCAGAAAGACAAAUCGUAACGAAUGAAAAAAAGCGCCGACUUGUGUACAACAUGGAGCUAGAACAAAUCUCUGAGACUGCUCAAGCCUUGAUGCAGGCAGCGUCGCAUGUUGACACCCUGUUCACUCAAGCUGUCCAUUUGGAACAUGUUCGACCUAUGUUUCGGGUGGCUUGGGCAUCGUUAUUGGCUGCGUUCAGUGUUGAUCUUCAAGAUUGUGAUGAUGCUGAUGUUGCGACGUUGUGCCUGCAAGGAAUUAGAUGCGCGAUUCGUAUUGCGUGUAUUUUUCGAAUGGAGUUGGAGAGGGACGCGUAUGUCCAAGCCAUUGCAAGAUUCUCUCUUUUGACUGCGACAUCCCCCAUCAGCGAGAUGAAAGCCAAAAACAUAGACACAAUCAAGACGUUAAUAUUUGUUGCGCAAUCGGACGGGAAUUACCUGGGCCAUGCGUGGUUGGACGUUCUGCGUUGCAUCUCCCAACUUGAGCUUGCUCAGCUACUUUCUUCGAAUCCUGCUGCGGCCGGACGUGGCGGAAGUGGUCAGAAAGCAUCGUACCCGUCUGGGAUCGUUGGGGUUCCGGUCAGCGGUAUGGGCCUGGUGCUCAACUUGAACUUGGGUGCGUGGACUAACUUUUCCAAAGGGGCUGGAAGCGACGAUCAUGCGGGAUUCGUUUUGCCGGACAACCUGGAUCUGAGUUCUAUUAGUGACCAGAAGAGACUGGCUUCCGUCAAAGAGUCCAUCAACCAAGCCAGUUCUCAGAGCGUUGUGGUUGCUGUGGAUCGCAUCUUCACCGGUUCCGUGCAUCUCGAUGGAGACGCGAUAGUGAGCUUUGUCGAAGCUCUUUGUCAAGUAUCGAGCGAUGAAUUGGCUGCCAUGCCGCGUCCGCGCAUGUUCAGCUUGCAAAAAAUCGUUGAAAUUUCGUACUACAACAUGGGACGCAUCAGGUUGCAGUGGAGCAGGAUUUGGCAAGUUCUAGGGGAACACUUCAACCGCGUAGGAUGCCAUCCGAAUGAAGAAAUUGCUUUCUUUGCAAUUGAUUCUCUACGGCAGCUGUCCAUGAAGUUUUUGGAAAAGGGCGAACUGCCGAAUUUCCGUUUUCAGAAGGACUUCUUGCGUCCGUUUGAAACGAUAAUGAAGAAAAAUAGGUCCCCAACCGUUCGAGACAUGGUUGUAAGAUGUAUCGCGCAGAUGGUGAAUUCGCAGGCAGAUAACAUCAAGUCGGCACAAGUGUUCGAGAAGAAGUUCCAUUCGGUCAUUGACUCGUUUCAAGACGCGGUCAAAUGCUUGAGUGAAUUUGCGUGCAAUGCCUGCUUCCCGGAUACUUGCAUGGAAGCCAUUCGACUGAUUCGCAAUUGUGCGAAAUAUGUCGAUCAACGACCUCAUUACUUCCUUGAGCACAAUAUGGACGAGUUGAGUGUCUCCGAAGAAGACCGAGUUUGGGUGAGGGGUUGGUUCCCAUUGCUGUUCGAGCUCUCGUGCAUAAUCAACCGGUGUAAAUUGGAUGUUCGAACCCGUGCCCUAACGGUGCUAUUCGACAUCAUUAAGACUCACGGGAGCACGUUUCAUCCUCAUUGGUGGAACGAUUUGUUUCAUCUCCUCUUCCGCAUCUUUGAUGUGAUGAAAAUCCCUGAUGAAGAGUACGAACUUCAGAUGGAGUCGAGGACGCGAUUGUCGGAGCAUAAGGAAGAAUGGAUGACGACCACGUGCAAUCACGCCUUGUACGCAUUGGUGGACGUGUUCACGCAAUUCUUUGACUCGCUGCAUUCAAUCUUGUUGAAGGAUAUGUAUAAUCAGCUCUUGUGGUGCAUUCAACAAGAUAAUGAGCAGCUGGCACGGUCCGCUGCAAAUUGCCUGGAAAACCUGGUAAUUUCCAAUGGAUCCAGGUUCAACGGAGAAACAUGGAUGAUCACGUGUGAGACGCUCAAGGACGCUUUUGGUGGAACUUUGCCCCAAGCUUUAAUGACCUGGAAACCGGAUGAAUGCGCUGCGACAUCCGGCAAUGUCUCUGGGUCUAACGAGGUGGACACUGGCCUUACGGCGGAUAUGAGCAACUCUGCGUACCUUCCAGGUAUUUUGAAGCGAUCUGACAGCCGUCAGAGUUUGGUGAAUGACGAUGGGAGUCGACAACCAAAAAGUCAACCAUACUCGAUGUCCAGUCACGGAAUUUUUGCCUCACUUUUGGUGAAGUGCAUUGUUCAACUGGAACUUAUUCAGACCGUGGAUCACGUACUAUUUUUCCCUGCGACAAGUAGGAAAGAAGAUGCGUCCUAUUUGGCUGCUGCAAAGGCGACAAUGAGUGAGAUCAGUAUUCGUUCAGAAUCGUUCGGCGAAGAAAACGGAAUGUAUCCCUUUUUGGAAGCCCCGCAUCUUUUCAAGAUCCUCGAAUGUUUGCAAAACUCUUACGAUUUGGCCAAGUCGUUCAAUAACCAUCAUGAGCAAAGGAUGAUUCUGUGGAAAGCCGGUUUCAAGGGAAAUGCGAAACCGACGUUGUUGCGGCAAGAAACACAGAGUCUAGCCUGUGCCUUAAGAAUGAUGUUCAGGAUGAGUUGUGAUGAGCGUUUUGAUGACGCGACGAGGAAAACAGUGAACGGUAGACUGAUUGCCCUUUGUACGUCGGCAGUGAGUGAUUACCUGAAUCUGCCGUUUGAAUCCUAUCGUGGAGCUUGGACCCCGAUAAUUGUCCUUGUGUUUACGCGCAUCAUGCAACUGUCAGAUGAUGACUUUCGGAGCCAUCAUCUAACAAACGCGUCACCUGGUGAUGUUCGUGCGCAGCUCAUCUACAGCACUCCGAGCUUGCUCCUGCUGGUCAAGAUAAGCUUUCGACUUGAGAAGUCAGAAAGAAAGGAUUCUCCGCUUGGUGUUUACCUGAAGCAAGUUGUUCCUGAGUUUGCGGAUGACUUGUCAUUCAGAUCUCUUGCUUCUGAGUUGCUAGAAACUGUCAAAGGAGCUGAAGAUGUCGUCCCAGACUUGAAUCCCGCUGAUGAUGUUUGCAGUCCACCAAGUUCACCGCUUUACUUCGAAUUAAUCGCGGAAUCCCUCUGUCGGAAGAAGUCCGGAGAUGCUCAGUUUCGUGAAAGAUUGCCCUUAGCUUUUCGCGCUUUCAUUACUUUGCGGUGGAUUGAUUACUACCAUUUCAUUAAAAAAUUUCGUUCAGCGAUCGAAACCUGUUGUGGCCGAACGACUAUGUCUGAUAUUCACGAUUUCGUUCGUCGGAAAGUCGUAAGAUUGUCUCGAGCAUCAGCUGCACUCUCGUGUAGACUCAACAACGCCGUCAAGUUCCAUGUGUAUCUCGCGGAACAUCGAGGAGAACCAGUUGCACCGAGCGUAUACAUACCCGAGUGUAAUCCCAAUUUUUUGCUUCUGAUACAUUUUGUUUCCCUGGUGAAUCGGCUGAGGGCUGUGAAUGAAUGUGAAACUGAAGUACCGCGUCUUAUCAAAAAGUCUGCUUUGGACCGUGAAAUUCAGAUUUUGAAGCAGUGGAUCUUGCCGGAGAAAAUCUUGGAUUUCGAAGCCAUUCGAGAUUCACAUACUGUUUCGAAUAUCUCGGAAAGUCUUCCGCAUUUUAUCUCUCCACAUCCUCCACUUGAUGAAGAAUUUACCUGCGAUGGAGAAGGAGUACUUGAACCAGUGUCGACCAGUGAAGCGAAGGAUAAGAAUAUUUCCUUUGAGCAAACUGGAACUGUCAAUCCUGUCCUUCUGUUGGAGCUCAAGCCAAAGCUCAAAGAAAUCCAAUUCGAGUGGGAAACUAGGGAAAAAUCAUUGCACAGCGAAGGAACGUUGGAUUUCGAAGAAUCUGAUUUUAGACAAAUCUCGGAAAGUCGAUGUCAAGCGAAUGCCCCUGACUUCACCGAAGUUGCUAGGAAAAUGGCCGCUUUUGGUCCCAUGUUAGAGAACUUAAUUUCUCGUCAAGGAGAAAGCAUUUUUGCAUGCGCGGACAGAAUGAAUGGGAUAGCAAUGAGAACUCCUUCGAAGCGUCGCGUUUGCGAAGAAGCCCCGCCGUCGGGAUGGCUGACUCCGAGCAAAGUCAUGCAAAAAUUCAGGAACAAAAAACGUGCCCUCGAUAUUCGAUUGACAGUGCAAAGUGCGCCAGUGAUCCCUGAAGAAACUUGUGACGCGGGCGUUGACGUCGAACUUCCCGGAGCAAAAAAUCCAUUCAGAGUUCCUCGACUGGAACAAGGAUUUCCGGGACAACCAUCGCGAAAAGCACAUGAAUUCGAUUGUUCUUUGGAUGCCGACGCUGAAAUUUGGAAGCUUCUCUCUUCGCCUGUAAAAAAGAAGCAGAGAACAGAUCAAGUAGCAGUGGCAAAGAAGCAAGUGGAUUUACCAGAAGCUGAAAGUGGUUGCACUCUUUUACGUGAAGACAUCCCAGUAGACUGGAGCAUGAAAUCCAGAAUCCGCUGUAUUUUCACUGUAAAAGCCGAACUUCCUCCUCCCUUGAAUCCGCGUCGCACGUUUUCUGCACCAGAGGAAGCCUCCGGAGUCACUGCAUUUGUUCGGCGAAUGGAUAUCAAAUCGAGCGAAUUCCUGCUCGAUUCGUCUGUUGAUGCCCGAUUGCGAGAAGCAACGUGUUAUUGGCAGCAUCCCAACAUUCCAUGGAUGUCAUUGUUUCCGAGGAACGGAACGGUUUUAGGCGAAAGAUUUCUAGGCGAUGCCGUUGCUAAGUCGGGGUCGGUGUCUACGCUGGUAGCAAGUGAUGCCAUUGUACAACAGGGUCUAAGAAGAGACUGGGAGGAAAGCUUGAGGAGCAUUUACUUCAUGUUGAAGUUGAAGCAGUGUCCGUACUUUUAUAUCUGUGCAUCUACGUUCACUUGCCUUUUCCGUGCAGCUGGUUUGGAUGGGCGCGAAGAGAUUCAAGCUUUCGUUUGUCCCACAACGAAGGGAAUGCGUGAUGCCCUAAAACGUGAAGAAAUAAUAUUUUCAAUGCCGCUGAAGCGCCGAUCUUCGCAAGAAGCAGACAGCGAGGAACUGCGAAAAGAGGACGAUGGGACAGAUUCGGACGAAGAAAUGGAUUCUAUGCUCUUGUCAAGGAUUGGCCUCGGUCCGGACAGGUCUUCACAAACGUCAUCCCAAGGGCCCGGUGCAACGGGGAAACACGCCGUUAUUGACAGCAGUGUGGUGAUCGACGGGAAGCCCGAGUCUCUGGUAUUGAUCGAAGCCGGAGACGUGCAAGUAUUCUACGGGUAUUUUGUCGAGAGUCUCUGGGGCUGGAACACGACUGGACCUCACGCCGGGGUCCCGCCAUCGAUUUUCUCCCCCACCGCGUUCCUCGGAGCAUCGUUGGGUCGAUUGAAGGUCCGUCGAAACGAAAUUGAGGAAAAAGGGCGGAAGAAAACCCAGUUGGACAUAGUUGGUCCAAUAAUGCCUAAUGUUGUUCCCUCGAUUCUGGACCUAUUCGAGGAUUCUGGCGCAGACUUUGAGCUGAAUAUGGCCUGUCUUCCUGGUACUGCCUCUUUCAAUUCCAGACCGGAGAAUGAAACAAUUUUGAAAGAGGAAGAUAUGGACGCUCAAGUCAGUUUUGAGAAAGAGCAAAUGCCGGACCCGACUCAAAAGCUGAAGGAUUCACAAGAUGCGGAAAGGAAAGUCAUCGAGCUGAACGAUAAAAUUCAAACGUGUCGAGAACAGAUAUCAAAACUUCCGGGAAUAGACCUGAGCAAAGCGGAUCAACUGAAUAGAUUGGACGCCCUCAAAAAGCAGCUGUUGAUAAAAAAGGAACUGCUCGAGCGUUAUCGGGGAAUGUGCGCUUUCGAGACUCCCGAGGCCACUUGAAAAAUGGCCCCGAAACAUCGUGAUAUUUCAUUUGCUCUACGAAAUGUUUUUAACCUCUUGGUUUUUUAAAAUGUUGUGAUUCAUACAAACGAUCAUAUUAUGAAUGGAA